Messenger RNA from Oreochromis niloticus (Nile tilapia), 2719 nucleotides. Its product is annotated as arrestin domain-containing protein 3. Gene Ontology annotation, cellular component: cytoplasm; plasma membrane. Gene Ontology annotation, biological process: protein transport. The record is from RefSeq and is a predicted model, not a curated record. The coding region runs from base 413 to 1471 and encodes 352 amino acids. The transcript has 6 exons. NCBI's taxonomy places the organism in Eukaryota, Metazoa, Chordata, Actinopteri, Cichliformes, Cichlidae.
ACACUAUAUUUACAUGUAGAGUAGAAGAUGGGAAAAUUACAAGGUUAUUGAGUCAUGUUAUGUUUAUUUAUUGAUUACAUACUGUACAAAUACAGCAUCUUGGAAAUACCUUUAUCUAAACAGGGACUACAAGAAACCUGUGCGUUACCAGUGACAGGUGCUCUAAACCUCUCAUCUUUGUCUCACCCAGAUUUUUUUCUUCUUCACCCAAACAUAGCAGGCCAGACAUUUAAGCAGCUCAUGGGUGACACAUUUUUGGCAAAAUGAGGUUGCAGUUAGUAUUAAUGUUGUAAUAAAUGUCUCAGAACUUUUGUUAUUGGGUAAAAUCAGAGGUCAUGAUCUAAAAGCCUCCUGUCAAGCCCCAUGAGUUAAUCAGUGAUGAGAAACACAUCACCUUUCACUCAUCUCAGAAAUGUCUUUGAUAAAGGACUUUCAUUUGACUUUGGAAACGACUAAUGAAGAUGGUAGUUAUUCUGAAGGAGAUACUAUAGUGGGCACAGUUAGUUUCAGACUGACAACAAACGUCAGAGUUAAGAGCCUGACUGUAAAAGCCAAAGGAGACGCAAAGACAAAAUGGACAGAAGGAGUAGGAAAGUUCAAGAUGACGUUCACUUCAAAAAAGAGAUAUUUCAAAGUAAAGGAACACUUACUGGAAGACAAUGGUAAAGGCACUUCACUUUCUAAAGGGGUCCACACUUUUAGGUUCAGGCUCAAACUCCCAGAGGGGAGCAUGCCUUCAUCCUUCAAGGGGGUAGAUGGAAAAAUUGUGUACAUGUGUGAAGCAAAAAUAUCCCUGAGCUGGAGGUGGCCUUCUAAAGUUAAAAAAAAGAUCAACUUCAUUUCCAAGACGUUUCAACAGUUUUGGGAAGGGAUGCGUCCACAAUCUGGUACAGUGAGUAAAAACAUAGGUGGGCUCUCCCAGGGAUGGGUCCAAAUGUCUGCUACCAUUGACAGGAAUGUUUGCACUCCAGGUGAAACUUUAUCUAUUGUUGCCAAAAUCUGCAACUCCUCUUCCAAGAACACGAGACCCAAAAUCAAACUUGAACAAAAAACAGUCUACCGCAGCAAGUACAAUAGUGAGAAGUUACUUAAAAAUCUAUUCAAAGAGGCCGGGCGCACUAUCAGUCCAAACUCAGAGCAAACUGUCUCCUGCCAGUUGAAGAUUCCUGAUGAUGCCAUCUCCACUAUCCAUAACUGUGAAAUCAUCUCAGUUGAAUAUUAUGUUAAGGUUUCUUUGGACAUUAGCUUUGCCUUUGACCCAGAGGUGGUGUUUCCACUGAUCAUCGUUCCUUCCAGAUUUGCAGCCAUUCAGCCUGGUGAGCCUGUGGGGCCUUACCCACCUGGGACAACCGAGACCACAAGCUGCAGUGAUGUCUCUUCUCCUGUCUUGGACGCUGAAUUAGAUCCUAGACCCAAAGAGCCGGGUGCCUGUCACUACCCCUCCCCAGAUCCCACUCAGCACAUAAUAUAGCAAGUGGCAACUAUAACUAGUGGUCUAAAAAUGAAUUUUGUUUGAGGACCUCCAUCUUUCUUCUGCUUUUCACUCUUCUUUCUUUAUGUAUGGUACAAAGAAAGGUGGGAGAAAUAGGAGGCAUGGGUACUAAUAGAGUGAAGCACGCCGUCAUCAGGAGACUUUGAAUUGGAUGAGGAUGCAUCCUGUGUGGGCUAAUGGGCUAUUAUACUGAGUGUUAAGAAAGACAAGCAGUAGAAUCCAUUUUGAUUUGAUUUUGCAGGCAAUACUGUGAAGCAAAAGGAUAGCCAAGUAAAUGUAUGCAAAUAUUAGGGCUAGUUUAUUUGCUCAUGUGUGAUGACUCAGUAGGGGGAAGGAGACUGUUAUUUAGGUUCUUGAAAGCAACCAAACUUUUCUCCAGAAUUGGACUUAUUAGGAGAAGUGACACAGUGAAAGGUCGGUGACUGAUUAAAGAAUCAAUAGGAAGCAGCAAUACAAUAUAAAUACACACACACAGUACCCAAGUAAACACCAAUGAAGAAGAACACGGGCACAGGAAGAGAGAGGGCUAAGCAGAGCAAGGAAAAGCAGCUGUCAAACAAGGUAAUGAUGGUAAUGACAUUCCCAUUCAGAAAACAGAAGCCAGUUUAAAUUUCUUUGCUUGCUAGGUGCUGAGCCAGUGUAGAAUCAUGAGAGUGCCCACUCUUUCCUAGAUGUCUACUAGCAGCGUUUCAGCUAUUGUUACACAAAGCUGUGUACAGAAAUGAUGAUGUUUUUAUAUUAAACGUUUUGGUGGUACAUAAAGAUGAGUAAGUACAUUAAGACCCUACAAAAAUUGGUCAGAGAUUAUCACCCAAGUAGUGACUUAAGGCUUCUGAAAGAAACUGAGCUGUGAAUUAAAUCAUGUUACUGAGCGCAGUUUUCACCUCUUGAUGUCAGUGGAGUUUCAGCAACACACAAACAGACAGAACAAAAAUGAGAGAAAUAAUGAAAUUAUUUUCUUACAGAGAUUCUCAGAGUUUCAGUCCUUUGGUUUAAGCUUCAUUCUCUGAUCCAGUCUUUGUUUCUCUUUUGUUGAUCCAAGCAGUCAUCGGCAGUCACCUGGGCUACAGCAUGGCUUCAUACAUUUGAGCUGUGUAGUUUCUUAUGAAGUUAGUGUAUAUGUUUAGGCAUUUAGGCGUGUUUAGGCCUCCCCUCUUUUUUACCAUUACACAUACAGCUGUUUCUCAGAAAGGUGUUCAUCUAAGCCAGGGGUGGGCAACUCCAGGC